Musca domestica (house fly) is the source of this 883-nucleotide messenger RNA. RefSeq lists its product as uncharacterized. The record is from RefSeq and is a predicted model, not a curated record. Bases 146 to 787 code for a protein of 213 amino acids. The transcript is spliced from 3 exons. Lineage: Eukaryota; Metazoa; Arthropoda; Insecta; Diptera; Muscidae.
CCCAAUUUGUCGGCUGUCACAAGCAUUCAAUGUUAAUAACUUUAUCAGUUCGGGUCCAACACUCUCUACGCUAAUUCUUUGCCAUCGGUCUGUGGGUUGGUUGGUUGGAGACCAUCCGACUGCUUACAAAUUCAAAAAACCGCAAAUGGUGUUCCGUGAAAAGUUCUUUGUCAUUCUAAUGAUGAUGACGAUGGUGAUGAGUGGUAGCCUUACAGCUGUCGUGUUUGGUGGUUUAAAUGCUGACCGUAAUCUUACCGAUUUUAGGCGACAACGCGAAAAACGAGGUUUGAUCUUUGAAAAUGGAGGUGCCAUUAAGCUUGUAAUUGGUCCCAUUAUGCCCAUACCAUUUGGAGAUCCCAUUGUUUGGCGUUCACUUAUUUGUGCCUAUAACAUUCACGUUGGCGAUUACAAGAUGCCGACCACACCACUUUACCCGUGGGACAAAUGGGAAAACAUAUACGCCAGAUCAAAAGGCUAUACAGGCAAAAUAGAACCGGAUUUCUCGAGAGAGCUAUUCUAUACGGGUCUGGAAAGUUUCAUGGACCGAAUUAGUGGAAACGGCAGAGAAUGUCUACUGCGUUCGAUUUGUGAAAAUGCCCAGGUGGAUCAUUAUAUGGAUUUCUUUGGUGAAAUAUUGAAUGUGAUAUUGACGCCUGGCAAAGAAGAUUUGGAUGAAGUCUACCACACAGCCUAUGAGAUGGGAAGAAACGGAAUCGAUUGUCUGCAAUAUUACUCAAAAUGCCCUAAAGGAUCAAAUAUAUUUGAUAAUGUUAUUGAAGAGAAUUAAUUGGACCGAUGAGAUAAUAAAAUUUUGUUAAAUCUAUAUAUGUACUCGUAUGCUGGUAUAUGUAAAAGAGUUUGGCGGUGAGUGAAUUGCUGACUG